This is a messenger RNA of Cyprinodon tularosa, 915 nucleotides long. RefSeq names its product F-box protein 2 (gene fbxo2). Gene Ontology annotation, cellular component: cytoplasm; SCF ubiquitin ligase complex. The transcript is spliced from 6 exons. Gene Ontology annotation, biological process: glycoprotein catabolic process; SCF-dependent proteasomal ubiquitin-dependent protein catabolic process. Lineage: Eukaryota; Metazoa; Chordata; Actinopteri; Cyprinodontiformes; Cyprinodontidae. Gene Ontology annotation, molecular function: ubiquitin protein ligase activity. The record is from RefSeq and is a predicted model, not a curated record. Bases 183 to 710 code for a protein of 175 amino acids.
CAGACCCGCAGUUCCUGAUUGCUGGCUCUGUUGCAACUCCCUCUUCCUGUGUACUGAUCUGCAGCCUAUAAAAGCCUCUCUGCUGAGGGAGCUGCUUUGCAGAUGACAAGAGAGGGAGCCAAAGGAAACAGAAGGUUAUUCGUUUUCUGACUGUCCUGAAAACCCAUGUUUAUUCAGUAACUAUGGCAAGAAAUCUGUUAAAGAAUCCCAAUGGGGAUGAGCAGCUGGAUUCCUGGGAGCUGACAGAAAAUGGCGGGAACCUGUGGAAAGUGGAGGACAUGCCAGGAGACUGCGGCCAUGACUUCUACAAUGAGGAAGUCACAAAAUAUUUUGUAACUUCUUUUGAACUUUGCCUAAAGAGACAGGUGAUUGACCUGUUAGAGGAGGGUUACAGCCCAGAUCAGCUGGACGCUCAGCCUCCUGUCACAGUGGAAGACUGGUUCUGCGGCAGGACCGACUGCGGCUGCACCUAUCAGAUGACCGCCUGUCUGCUGGAUGAGAACCAAGAGGUGCUGCAGGAGUAUAACCACGGGCCAGAGACUCUGGACCCGGAGGCAGACUGCUCAUGGAAACAGGUUAGUCAUACAUUUUCUGACUACGGCCCGGGAAUGCGUUUCAUCUCAUUCGAACAUGGAGGAAAUGACACCAGUUUCUGGAAUGGGUGGUACGGAGUUCGGGUCACUGGGAGCUCUGUGACUCUCCAGGCCUAAAGUAGAGAAAGAGCCGGAAUGGAGAACGGAAAGAAGCGACGACAAUUAAGUAAAAUGAUGUGUUUGGAAAAAAAAGGAGGACCUGUUUAAAACUUUAGGACUCUUAACGGCUGCUGUGACAGCGCUGCAUUGAUCCAAACCUUAAUCCAUAGCUUGUCCACUAAUCAUGGAAAAUAAACUGAACUAUCGCUCACAACAAUGAAAA